CCUCUUGAAAUUCCUCUAGUCCAGUGUUGAAUUGCGUUCGUCGGAGAUGGCGAUGGAGAAUUUCAAGCAGUUCCUGUUCGCGCUGUCGGCCGCUGUAUCCGUUGGUUUUGUGUCGAUAAUUUUUGUUUUGAGAUGGGUCUUCUACUUCAAGGAAGGUUUAGCAUGGGAUGGAGGAUUUGCGGAAUUCAAUUGGCACCCGGUUUUAAUCGUUACCGGGUUCAUUUUUAUGCAGGGAAUUGCCAUUGUGGUGUAUAGGUUGCCAUGGACCUGGAAGUGCAGCAAGUUAAUGAUGAAGUUUAUUCAUGCUGGCUUAAACAUAUUGGCCUUCAUUUUCGCUGUCAUAUCUCUGGUAGCAGUAUUUGACUUCCACAAUGCACAAAUCAUCCCCAACAUGUAUAGCCUGCACAGCUGGGUGGGGCUAGCAGCAGUGAUACUAUAUUCACUACAGCUUGUUCUGGGAGUGUGUAUAUACUUGAUACCCAUCACCCCAAUAUACCUGAGAGCAGCAUUUAUGCCCCUGCACGUCUACAGUGGCCUGUUCAUCUUUGCCAGUGUCAUAGCCACAGCACUCAUGGGCAUCACAGAGAAGCUCAUUUUUGGCCUGAAAUAUCCCAAGUACAAGGACUCUCCCCCAGAGGCCAACUUUGUGAAUGUGCUGGGAGUAUUGAUAGUCGUUUUUGGCGCAAUAAUUCUCUGGAUCGCUACUCGCCCCUCUUGGAAACGCCCCAGUGAGCAGGUCCUGCGCUCCCUGCCAACUUACAGGGAUGGGUCAGCUGGCACCAAAAUGGGCACUGCCCUGUCACAACAAACUGACCCGAUUGACCCCGAAGGCAAUGGAGAUGCCAGGAGAAGGAGCGGUAAAUUGGAGGACUCAGGACAGGUCAACUGAGUAAUAUGAAAAACAACUUCUGGUUCUGUCUGUUUGUUGAUGCUUUAAAAAGUUGCAUGGAUCUACUGUUCUGGCAGUCCCAAAGCAAAUGUAAACCUUUGUAUUAACUAUUGUUCCAAAUAGCACCUUGAGGAAUUGUUCCCAACCAUUCCAGAAUGUUGACCUUUAAGCAGUUUUUUAUUUUGUAAUUUUUUACAAAUAAAUUACACAGCUCAAUUUGAUAUCAUUGAAUAGUGAUUUGAUAAAGGAUUAAACUAACCUAUUGAAGCAUAGAAAAAUAAUAAUAAAAUACAUAUUCUUUACAUUUGUAUAGCUUUUAUAACGAUUACAUACUGCAUUCUUCAGAGUUUUUAUUUUCAUUUAAGGGAGGAAUUACAGAACCAACACAUCUUUAGGGAAGGGAUGUGAGAGGUGAAUCCAUUAUAAUCCAAAUAUAUAAUGUCAUAUUACAUAUAGGCCUACCUAAAGGCAAUAAUAGGCAAACAAAGUUCCUCAUUACUUUGUUCAAUGCACUGUGUACCUGGGGUUUCAUACAGUGAGGAAUUCAUAAUUGCGGCAUAAAAUUAAAGCAUAUUUUACAAAUGA
Oncorhynchus nerka (sockeye salmon) is the source of this 1474-nucleotide messenger RNA. RefSeq names its product plasma membrane ascorbate-dependent reductase CYBRD1. Gene Ontology annotation, molecular function: oxidoreductase activity. The transcript has 4 exons. The coding region runs from base 47 to 889 and encodes 280 amino acids. NCBI's taxonomy places the organism in Eukaryota, Metazoa, Chordata, Actinopteri, Salmoniformes, Salmonidae. Gene Ontology annotation, cellular component: lysosomal membrane. The record is from RefSeq and is a predicted model, not a curated record.